This is a messenger RNA of Spinacia oleracea (spinach), 1494 nucleotides long. RefSeq lists its product as uncharacterized. The record is from RefSeq and is a predicted model, not a curated record. The transcript is spliced from 3 exons. Bases 499 to 1128 code for a protein of 209 amino acids. Lineage: Eukaryota; Viridiplantae; Streptophyta; Magnoliopsida; Caryophyllales; Amaranthaceae. Gene Ontology annotation, molecular function: structural constituent of ribosome. Gene Ontology annotation, cellular component: mitochondrial large ribosomal subunit.
CUCUAAAGUUUUCUAAACCCCAUUCGGCCAUCCCUUGAUGGUCUGAGGUGUAGGUUUGAAAUUCUUCAAAUUACCUACCAAACAAAUGGUACGGAGUACGUCAUAGUCCGCGAACCAAACAACCCCUUAACCGUUAAAAAAAAAUAUUCUCCAAUCUGCAUCUUCUUCCUCAGUCCUUAGUCCUCUCACCUUUUCCAGUUUUCCACUCUCGUUUUGUGGGCUUAUUUGAACAUAAACAACUUCCAACAUCGCAUUCUCCUCCUCUUAAAACUCGAUAGCGUCUUGUAGUUGUAGUUUUAGUUGUAUCCAUAGUUGUCGCCGCCUCUGCCGACCAUCUCCCUUGUCUGGUGCUGCUAUUUUGGUUGUCAACAGCAUGCUGUCUUACUUUCUGAAUCUGAGUUAGAUGGAAAGUUUCUUCAUUUGUGAAAUGGGUUAUUGAAGAUAUUUUUUAUGAAACAUCAGACUGAUUUGUGAUAUUCAACACGCUAGUGAGAGGAAAUGGCAUUCAGGUCAAAGGAAACCAUGAAGAAGAUACUGAAGAAAGUUGGAGAAGAUAACAUUACGAGGGGUGUCAAAGAGGCUUUAACAAAGAACAUACCAAAUAAUGAGGUAGUCAUGGGUCGUGCUAAGCGAGGGCUUUUUGCCGGUCGCCAUAUUCAGUUUGGCAACCAAGUUAGCGAAGACGGAGGCAAUAAGUCGAGGAGAACUUGGAAGCCGAACGUGCAAGAGAAACGACUCUUCAGUUACAUUUUAGACCGCCACAUUCGUGUCCAUGUGACCACACAUGCUCUACGUUGCAUUGACAAGGCUGGUGGUAUUGAUGAGUACCUGUUGAAGACACCAUAUCAUAAAAUGGACACGGAAAUGGGCCUCCUUUGGAAAGCCAAAAUCGAGAAGAUGUAUGAAGAGCUUGGGAACAAGGAGAUUUCGUUUUUCUCUCCCGAGGAUGAAGCCAAGUUUGAGCAAAGUUUUAAGGAAAUGAAGCUAGAUGAAAAAACGGCCCGAAGAGAAUUCAGAAGAGGAUUGUACGGGCCAGUGAAGCCCGAGAAAAUAUCAGAUCUCGAGGGUGGUGGUGAAUCAGAUGGAAGCUCACAUUCAGACCAUGAGCAGUUGGCUGCAACUGCUUGAGAUUGCACUUCAUAACCCACCACCUUUAAGCUUUUGCAAUUUUCUUCAGGAUUGUAAACCAGUUUUGCAGUAUUACACUCGUUGGUAUCUUGUAGGCUAUUGACAUAAGAGCCCUCUUGUAUGAUAGUACUACUACUACUACUAGGGGGUGUUCAGAUCCGGGUACCCGUAUUUCCGCGUACCCGUAAAAGCGGGUACUCGCUUGGGGUAGUUAAAAAAGCGGUCCAUGUCCUGACCUGGAAAAAACCGGUUCCCACUUUUACCGUACAUAGUAGUAUGCAAUGCUCAGAAUUUUUAUGAGUUCAGCACAGACACAGUUGAUGUGGUAGACUGUUUCUUUUGUAUACGAAAUUUAAUUUCAUUGUU